Callorhinus ursinus (northern fur seal) is the source of this 7268-nucleotide messenger RNA. RefSeq names its product tenascin C (gene TNC). Gene Ontology annotation, biological process: regulation of cell adhesion. Gene Ontology annotation, molecular function: protein binding. The record is from RefSeq and is a predicted model, not a curated record. Lineage: Eukaryota; Metazoa; Chordata; Mammalia; Carnivora; Otariidae. Gene Ontology annotation, cellular component: perisynaptic extracellular matrix.
ACGCUGUCCCGCGAGCGGAGCACAGACACGCACCGGCCGGCCUCUCUUCCGCACAAAGACUGCGCGGCUGGGGGUGACCCUGCGGGCAGCGCAUGUGGGAGCCCCGCGGCUCACAGCCAGGUACUCCAUGCAGCCGGUUCAUUCAAGGAUCUAGGUCCUUCCCAACUCCGGAAAGAAGAGAAUUCCUUCAGGAAUAUCAGGAUCACACUCAUCUGGAUUCUCCUCUGUGCUUCCACAUCUGCACUUCUGCCUGAGACCGAGACACCCUAGGAGUGAGAGCGCAGAAACGCCCCAGCCAGACCCACCUCCGCCAUGGAGGCCGUGACCCGGCUGUUGGCGGGCAUCCUCCUAGCCUCGCUCACCCUCACUACCGAAGGUGGGGUCCUCAAGAAAGUCAUCCGGCACAAGCGACAGAGCGGGGUCAAUGUCACUCUGCCGGAGGACCAGCAGCCGGUGGUGUUUAACCACAUCUACAACAUCAAGCUGCCCAUCGGGUCCCAGUGCUCCGUGGAUCUGGAAUCAGCCAGUGGGGAGAAGGACCUGGCACCGCCAUCAGAGCCCAGCGAGAGCUUCCAGGAGCACACGGGCGACGGGGAAAACCAGAUCGUCUUCACACACCGCAUCAACAUCCCCCGCCGGGCCUGUGGUUGCGCUGCAGCUCCUGACAUCAAGGAGCUCCUGAGCAGACUGGAGGAUCUGGAGAAUCUGGUGUCUUCCCUGCGGGAGCAGUGCACCACAGGAGCCGGCUGUUGUCUCCAGCCCGCCGAAGGCCGCCUGGACACCAGGCCCUUCUGCAGCGGUCGUGGGAACUUCAGCGCGGAAGGAUGCGGCUGUGUGUGCGAACCCGGCUGGAAAGGCCCCAACUGCUCGGAGCCCGAAUGUCCUGGCAGCUGUCACCUGCGAGGCCAGUGCCUGGAUGGGCAGUGUGUCUGCGACGAGGGCUUCACGGGGCAGGACUGCGGCCAGCUGGCCUGCCCCGGCGACUGCAACGACCAGGGCAAGUGCGUGAGCGGGGUCUGUGUGUGUUUCGAAGGCUACACGGGGGCCGACUGCAGCCGGGAGGUGUGCCCGGCGGCUUGCAGCGAGGAGCACGGUAGGUGUGUGGACGGCCGCUGCGUGUGCCAGGACGGCUUCGCGGGCGAGGACUGCGCCGAGCCGCUGUGCCUCAACAACUGCCACGGCCGCGGGCGGUGCGUGGAGAACGAGUGUGUGUGCGAUGCAGGCUUCACGGGCGACGACUGUGGCGAGCUCAUCUGCCCCAACGACUGCUUCGACCGCGGCCGCUGCGUCAACGGCACCUGCUACUGCGAGCAGGGCUUCACGGGCGAAGACUGCGGCGAGCUCAGCUGCCCGAACGCCUGCUCCGGCCACGGCCGCUGCCAGCAGGGCCAGUGCGUGUGCGAGCCGGCCUUCGCUGGGCCCGACUGCAGCGAGAAGAGGUGUCCCGCCGACUGCCACCAGCACGGCCGCUGCGUGGACGGGCGGUGUGAGUGCGACGCCGGCUUCGCGGGAGCCGACUGCGGCGAGCUCCAGUGUCCCAGCGGCUGCAGCGGCCACGGCCGCUGUGUCAACGGGCAGUGCGUGUGCGACGGGGGCCACACCGGAGAGGACUGCGGCCAGCUGCGGUGCCCCAACGACUGUCACAGCCGGGGCCGCUGCAUCCAGGGCCAGUGCGAGUGCGAGCCGGGCUUCCAGGGCUACGACUGCAGUGACAUGAGCUGCCCCAGCGACUGCCACCAGCACGGCCGCUGCGUGAACGGCAUGUGCGUCUGUGACGACGGCUACACCGGGGAGGACUGCCGAGACCUGCGCUGCCCCGGGGACUGCAGCAGCCGCGGCCGCUGCGUGGGCGGCCGGUGCGAGUGUGAGCACGGCUUCACCGGCCCCGACUGCGCGGAACUCGCGUGCCCCGGCGACUGCCACGGUCAAGGCCGCUGUGUGAACGGGCAGUGCGUGUGCCACGAGGGCUUCAUGGGCGCCGCGUGCAAGGAGCGGAGAUGUCCCGGCAACUGUCACGGCCGGGGCCGCUGCGAGGACGGGCAGUGCAUCUGCCAGGAGGGCUUCGCGGGCCCCGACUGCGGGCGGCGCUCCUGCCUCAACGACUGCAGUGGCUGGGGCCAGUGCGUGGAGGGCCGCUGCAUCUGCAGCGAGGGCCACGCCGGGGACGACUGCUCGGAGGUGUCCCCUCCCAAAGACCUCAUCGUGACAGAAGUGACGGAAGAGACCGUAAACCUGGCCUGGGACAACGAGAUGCGGGUCACAGAGUACCUGGUCAUGUACACACCCACCCACGAGCACGGCCUGGAAAUGCAGUUCCGCGUGCCUGGGGACCAGACGUCCACCACCAUCCGGGAGCUGGAGCCUGGUGUGGAGUACUUUAUCCGUGUCUUUGCCAUCCUGGAAAACAAGAAGAGCAUUCCCGUCAGCGCCAGGGUGGCCACGUACUUACCUGCACCUGAAGGCCUAAAGUUCAAGUCCAUCAAGGAGACAUCUGUGGAAGUGGAGUGGGAUCCUCUGGACAUCGCUUUUGAAACAUGGGAGAUCAUCUUCCGGAAUAUGAAUAAAGAGGAUGAGGGAGAGAUCACCAAAAGCCUGAGGAGGCCAGAGACCACAUACCGGCAGACUGGCCUUGCUCCUGGGCAAGAAUAUGAGAUCUCGCUGCACAUUGUGAAAAACAAUACCCGCGGCCCGGGCCUGAAGAGGGUGACCACCACCCGCUUGGACGCCCCCAGCCAGAUCGAGGUGAAAGAUGUCACGGACACCACGGCCCUGAUCACUUGGUUCAAGCCCCUGGCCGAGAUUGAUGGCAUUGAGCUCUCCUAUGGAAUCAAAGACGUGCCCGGCGACCGCACCACCAUCGAUCUCACACAUGAUGAGAACCAGUACUCCAUUGGGAACCUGAAGCCGGACACCGAGUAUGAGGUGUCCCUCAUCUCCCGCAGGGGUGACAUGUCCAGCAACCCAGCCAAGGAGACCUUCACAACGGGCCUGGAUGCUCCUAGGAAUCUCCGUCGCAUCUCCCAGACAGACAACAGCAUCACCCUGGAAUGGAAGAACGGCAAGGCGGCCGUUGACAGUUACAGAAUUAAGUAUGCACCCAUCUCUGGAGGUGACCAUGCCGAGGUCGAAGUCCCAAGGAGCCAGCAAGCCACCACCAAAACCACACUCACAGGUCUGAGGCCAGGAACUGAAUAUGGGAUUGGAGUGUCUGCUGUAAAGGCAGACAAGGAGAGCGAUCCAGCCACCAUCAACGCGGCCACAGACAUGGACACACCCAAGGACCUGCGGGUUUCUGAAACCACGGAGACCAACCUGACCCUGCUCUGGAGGAGGCCUUUGGCCAAGUUUGACCAUUACCGCCUCAACUACAGCCUGCCCUCGGGCCAGCCAGUGGAGGUGAAACUUCCGAGAGACACCACCUCCUAUGUCUUGAGAGGCCUGGAACCCGGGAAGGAAUACAGCAUCCUCCUCACCGCGGAGAAGGGAAGGCACAAGAGCAAACCCGCACGAGUAAAGGCAUCCACAGGCCAUGCCCCUGAACUGGAAAACCUCACCGUGGCCGAGGCUGGCUGGGAUGGCCUCAAACUCAACUGGACCGCAGCUGACCAGGCCUAUGAGCACUUUGUCAUUCAGGUGCAGGAGGCCCACAGGAUGGAGGCAGCUCAGAACCUCACGGUUCCCGGCAGCCUGCGGGCUGUGGACGUCCCGGGCCUCAAGGCGGCCACCCCUUAUAGAGUCACCAUCUAUGGGGUGAUCCGGGGCUAUAGGACACCGGUGCUCUCCGCCGAGGCCUCCACAGGGGAAGCUCCCAGUUUGGGAGAGGUCACGGUGUCCGAGGUGGGCUGGGACGCCCUCAGACUCAACUGGACUGCUCCGGAAGGAGCCUACGAACAGUUUUUCAUUCAGGUGCAGGGGACUGACAUGGUAGAGGCAGCCCAGAACCUCACAGUCCCAGGAGGACUGAGGUCCGUGGACCUGCCUGGGCUCAAAGCAGCCACCCAUUAUAGCGUCACCAUCCGUGGGGUCACGCAGGACUUCAGCGCGACUCCUCUCUCUGUUGAAGUCUUGACAGAGGAGGUUCCGGAUCUGGGAAACCUCACAGUGACUGCGGUCCACUGGGAUGGCCUCAGUCUGGACUGGACUGCCCCCGAUGGGAUCUAUGAGCAGUUUAUCAUUGAGAUCCAGGAGGCAGACCAGGCCAAGGGAGCUCACAGUCUCACGGUUCCUGGCAGCCUGCGCUCUGUGGACAUCCCAGGCCUCAGGGCCGGAACUCCUUACACGGCCACCCUGCACGGCCAGGUCAGAGGCCGCAGCACUCCACCCCUUGUUGUGGAGGCCGUCACAGAGGAGCUCCCCCAGCUGGGGGACUUAACCGUGACCGAGGCUGGCUGGGAUGGCCUCAAACUCAACUGGACCACAACUGACCAGGCCUAUGAGCGCUUUGUCAUUCAGGUGCAGGAGGCCAACUGGGUGGAGGCAGCUCAGAACCUCACGGUUCCCGGCAGCCUGCGGGCUGUGGACGUCCCGGGCCUCAAGGCUGCCACCCCUUAUAGAGUCACCAUAUACGGGGUGAUCCGGGGCUAUAGGACACCGGUGCUCUCCGCUGAGGCCUCCACAGCCACAGGACCUGAAAUUGGAAACUUAACUGUUUCUGACAUAACUCCUGAGAGCUUCAAUCUCUCCUGGACAGCCACCGAUGGGGCCUUCGAGACCUUUACCAUUGAAAUUGUUGAUUCCAAUAGGUUCUUGGAGACGAUGGAAUAUAAUAUCUCUGGUGCUGAACGAACUGCCCACAUCUCAGGGCUACACCCUAAUAAUCAUUUUGUUAUCUACCUCUCGGGACUUGCUCCCAGCAUCCGGACCCAAGUCAUCAGUGCCACGGCCACCACAGAAGCCGAGCCAGAGGUGGACAACCUUCUGGUUUCAGAUGCCACCCCAGAUGGUUUCCGUCUGUCCUGGACAGCUGAUGAAGGGGUCUUCGACAAUUUUGUUCUCAAAAUCAGAGAUACCAAAAAGCAGUCUGAGCCACUGGAAAUAACCCUCCUUGCCCCCGAACGAACCAGGGACAUAACUGGUCUCAGAGAGGCCACUGAGUAUGAAAUUGAACUCUAUGGAAUAAGCAGUGGAAGGCGAUCCCAACCAGUCCGAGCCCUAGCAACCACAGCCAUGGGCUCUCCAAAGGAGAUCAGUUUCUCAGACAUCACUGAAGAUUCGGCCACUGUCAGCUGGAUGGCGCCCUCUGCCCAGGUGGAGAGCUUCCGGAUUACCUACGUGCCCAUUGCAGGAGGAACACCGUCAGUGGUAACUGUGGAUGGAACCAAGACUCAGUCCAGGCUGGUGAGGCUCUUACCUGGAGCAGAGUACCUUGUCAACGUCAUCGCCAUGAAGGGCUUCGAGGAAAGCGAACCAGUCUCAGGCUCAUUCAGCACAGCUCUGGAUGGCCCAUCUGGCCUGGUGACAGCCAACAUCAGCGACACAGAAGCCUUGGCCAUGUGGCAGCCAGCCAUUGCCCCCGUGGAUAGUUAUGUCAUCUCCUACACAGGGGAGAAAGUGCCAGGAAUUACACGCACAGUGUCCGGGAACACGGUGGAAUAUGCUCUGACCAACCUCGAGCCUGCCACGGAGUACACACUGAGGAUCUUUGCAGAGAAAGGACCCCAGAAGAGCUCAGUCAUCACUACCAAGUUCACAACAGACCUUGAUUCUCCAAGAGACUUGACUGCUACUGAGGUUCAGUCAGAAACUGCCCUCCUCACCUGGAGACCCCCCCGGGCAUCUGUCACCGGCUACCUAUUGGUGUAUGAAUCCAUCGAUGGUACAGUCAAGGAAGUCAUUCUGGGUCCAGAAACCACCUCCUAUAGCCUGGCGGAGCUGAGCCCCUCCACCCACUACACGGCCAAGAUCCAGGCAUUGAAUGGGCCCCUGAGGAGCAAGCUGGUCCAGACAGUCUUUACCACAAUUGGACUCCUGUACCCAUUCCCCAGGGACUGCUCCCAAGCAAUGCUGAAUGGAGACACAGCCUCUGGCCUCUACACCAUUUACCUGAAUGGUGAUAAGACCCAGGCUCUGGAAGUCUUCUGCGACAUGACCUCUGAUGGGGGUGGAUGGAUCGUGUUCCUGAGACGCAAGAAUGGACGUGAGGAUUUCUAUCGCAACUGGAAAGCCUAUGCUGCUGGGUUUGGGGACCGCAGAGAAGAAUUCUGGCUUGGGCUGGACAACCUGCACAAAAUCACAGCGCAAGGGCAGUACGAGCUCCGGGUGGACCUGCGUGACCACGGGAAGACCGCGUAUGCCGUCUACGACAAGUUCAGCGUGGGGGACGCCAAGACCCGCUACAAGCUGAAGGUGGAGGGUUACAGCGGGACCGCAGGUGACUCCAUGGCUUACCACAAUGGCAGAUCCUUCUCCACCUUCGAUAAGGACACGGACUCAGCCAUCACCAACUGCGCCCUGUCCUACAAGGGGGCUUUCUGGUACAAGAACUGUCACCGUGUCAACCUGAUGGGGAGGUAUGGGGACAACAACCACAGUCAGGGCGUUAACUGGUUCCAUUGGAAGGGCCACGAAUAUUCCAUCCAGUUUGCUGAGAUGAAGUUGAGACCCAGCAACUUCCGAAAUCUCGAAGGCAGGCGCAAGCGAGCAUAAAUCCAGGAACGACUAACUGGGUGGGAGAGGAGUAGGGCCCAGAGGAAGAAGCAAAUUUUACCAAAGUCUCAGUACAAACCCAUCCAACCAUCAAGCCACACCCGGGCAUUUGGCAGGAGCUAAAGCUGACCGUGGAUCAUCAGGCCGAUGGCAGGAGCGCUGGCCCCACCUACUCUGCGAGUACUUCCUUCGCACCAAAGACAACAGUCUCCACAGGUGUCUGCUUGUUGUUUGAAUCAGCACACAUCUUCCAGUGAUGGUGUCACGGUGGUUGUCCUUCUCUUGGGUGGCUCUGGGAAUGGGAGAGGGGUAGGCUGUACAGUGGUAGUUUGUGUUAGAACCAGCUGUAUUUUACACAAAGCUGUAUAAGUAUCAUUAUUUUUGUUUGCAAUGAUUCGGUGUGCGUCAUGGGAUGCCGUCCCCCGCCCCUUUUUUUUUACAUUUCAUGCAACAAAAACCAGAAAAGCAAUACUGUUUCGAUUUUAAGGAUACAAUUAAUAUUAUUAAUAUAAUAAUAAUGACAAUGAAAACUAAGAAUUUUUAAAGAGAUCUUCCUUUCCGAAACACAUCUGGACAGUACCUGAUUGUAUGUUUUGUUUUGUUUUUUUUUAAUAAAAGCACAA